Molecule: messenger RNA, 5062 nt
Organism: Sodiomyces alkalinus F11
Lineage: Eukaryota; Fungi; Ascomycota; Sordariomycetes; Glomerellales; Plectosphaerellaceae
Product: ABC-2 type transporter
Exons: 3
Coding region: 1-4734 (1577 amino acids)
Biological process (GO): transmembrane transport
Cellular component (GO): membrane
Molecular function (GO): ATP binding; ABC-type transporter activity; ATP hydrolysis activity
Source: RefSeq, a predicted model, not a curated record
AUGGAUGAAGUAUCAACACCAAAGGCUACCGAUAUCCCAGGUGGAUUUCCCAUCACUCCCAGCGUUGUUUCCACUGGUAACCAUUCAACUCCUGUCCAGGACCAGGACCAAGAACAUGAUGACCACAUUGUCGAUAAUUCAACAGACCUUUCCAUCUCUGUUAGAAAUUCACAACAUGAUGUCGGCACCUACUUCCCCAUUACUACCUCAAAGAAGGGUUCGACAUCCGGGAACCCACAGUCACGGCGCCCUUCUACUGAUAGCAGCACCAUGCUUAGAGAGGAGCAUCCAAGCAUCAAAGACGGUAAAGCUCCUCCAACGAUGCCCAUGUCGGCCCCUCAAUCAGCAAGGGGACUGCCGGACGAAUACAAAGAUGAUGCAGCCAUAUCUACCUCACACUCUUCUGACGGUCCUGUCACCCCCAGCAGCUCCCAUCACUCCUCUACGGGAACCAUCGAACAUGUCCCUCUGAAGCCUGGCCCCAACACCGAGAGACCAGCAUUACAGCACCAGCGUACCAACCUAACCGAAUACGACUUAUUCAAGAUGCUAUCCCGCCGUCGUACUUCUGGUGCCACUGCGCCCGCCGCCGAGGAACUCGAAGAGGAAACCGAGGAACUCAAUAUCCUCAUGGCCCGUCUAUUCGGAAAGACACGACAGGAACAGUCUGAGGAAGCCCAAACUCGCCAUAGUGGCGUCGUCUUCCGGCAUCUUACCGUUAAGGGAGUUGGACUCGGUGCCAGCUUGCAACCCACCGUCGGCGACAUCUUCAUGGCCUUGCCACGAACUCUCAGAACCCUCUUCACCAAAGGCCCACGAGCUGCUUUUGCCAGACCCCCGGUCCGAGAUCUCAUCGGCAAUUUUGACGGCUGUGUCCGCCCAGGUGAGCUGCUCCUGGUCCUCGGUCGUCCCGGCGCCGGCUGUUCCACCUUCCUCGAGGCGUUCUGCAACCAGCGCUCCGGCUUCGAGGCAGUCGAGGGAGAGGUCACCUAUGGCGGGACCAGUGCCCGAGACAUGGCCAAGCUGUUUCGGGGUGAAGUCAUCUACAACCCCGAGGACGACCUUCAUUACGCCACGCUGUCCGUCAAGCGGACCCUCAAGUUCGCCCUGCAGACCCGGACCCCCGGCAAGCAUUCCCGCCUGGAAGGGGAGAGCCGCAAGGACUACGUCGACGAGUUCAUGCGGGUCGUGGCCAAACUCUUCUGGAUCGAGCACACCCUCGACACCAAGGUUGGCAACGAGUUCAUUCGGGGCGUCUCGGGAGGCGAGAGGAAGCGGGUGAGUAUCGCCGAGGCUAUGGUCACGCGAGCUUCCGUCCAGGGAUGGGACAACUCCAGCAAGGGUCUCGACGCUAGUACCGCGCUCGAGUAUGUGCGGUCCAUCCGCGCCAUGACCAAUAUGGCCAAUAUCUCGACCGCCGUCUCCCUCUACCAGGCCGGCGAGCCCCUUUUCGAGCUCGUCGAUAAGGUCCUUCUCAUCGAUAAGGGAAAGUGUCUCUAUUUUGGCCCGGCCGAGAACGCGAAGCAGUACUUCCUCGAUCUGGGCUUCGACUGCCCCGAGCGCUGGACUACCGCCGAUUUCCUGACCUCGGCCGACAUGGAAGAGUUUGAGACCCACCUGGCGGCUCAGGUCCAGGAACGGGAGGCUGCCGUGACGAAGGAGACGGAGAAGAAAAACUACACGCUUCCUUUCCAUCAGCAGGUGAUUGCCUGUACGAAGCGCCAAUUCCUCAUCAUGGCAGGCGAUCGCGCCUCCUUGCUCGGUAAAUGGGGCGGCCUUGUCUUCCAGGGGCUCAUCGUCGGCAGUCUCUUCUUCAACUUGCCGGCCACCGCCGCCGGGGCGUUCCCUCGCGGGGGCACGCUGUUCUUCCUCCUCCUCUUCAACGCGUUGCUCGCGCUUGCUGAGCAGACCGCCGCUUUCGAGUCCAAGCCCAUCUUGCUCAAGCACAAGUCGUUCUCCUUCUACCGUCCUGCUGCUUAUGCGAUCGCGCAGACUGUUGUCGACGUACCUUUGAUCUUCGUACAAGUCAUGCUCUUCAACAUUAUCAUCUACUUCAUGUCUAAUCUAGCCCGGACGGCAUCGCAGUUCUUCAUCGCCUGUCUGAUUCUGUGGCUCGUCACGAUGGUCACGUAUGCUUUUUUCCGUGCCAUCUCCGCCUGGUGCAAGACCAUGGACGUUGCCACCCGCUUCACCGGUAUUUCCGUCCAGGUUAUCAUUGUCUACACUGGUUAUCUCAUCCCACCCAGUUCUAUGCACCCCUGGUUCAGCUGGCUCCGCUGGAUCAACUGGCUCCAGUACGGCUUUGAAUGCCUCGUCGCAAACGAGUUCUACAACCUCGACCUUCGAUGCGAACCGCCCUACUUGGUCCCACUGGGACCCCAGGCUCGGCCGCCGUACCAGUCCUGCAAGCUGUGCGGUAGCGAGCCGGGCUCGACGUCCGUCGCGGGCUCCAACUACAUUCAGGAAUCCUUCACGUACAGUCGGGCGCAUUUGUGGCGCAAUUUCGGCUUCCUCUGGGCCUUCUUUGUCAUUUUCGUCCUCCUGGGUGCGGUUGGCAUGGAGUUGAUGAAGCCGAACGCCGGCGGAGGUGCGAUUACCGUGUUCAAGAGGGGUCAGGUCCCAAAGUCGACCCAGAACAACAUCGAAACCGGAGGGCGGCACGGGAAGGGGUCCGAUGUGGAGUCAGGCCUUGCUGCGGGUUCUGCGCAAACGAUGCCCGACGGUAAUGGCAUUCAGGAGAAGAAGGAAACUGAGAAGAGCGAUAGUGCUGUUAAUCGAGUUGCGAGGAAUGAGACCGUCUUCACUUUUCGGGACGUUAACUACACGAUACCAUACGAAAAGGGCGAGAGGACGCUGCUUAAGGACAUCCAAGGCUAUGUCCGUCCCGGAAAGCUCACCGCCCUCAUGGGUGCUUCAGGUGCGGGAAAGACGACGUUGCUGAACGCUCUGGCGCAGCGUCUCGACUUCGGUACAGGGACGGGCGAGUUCCUUGUGGACGGACGACCACUCCCUAAAUCGUUUCAAAGAGCGACCGGGUUCGCCGAACAGAUGGACGUGCAUGAACCCACGGCAACAGUCCGGGAGGCUCUACAGUUUUCGGCCCUGCUCCGACAACCUCGGGAAGCGCCCAAGCAGGAGAAGCUCGACUACUGCGAGACCAUUAUUGACCUCUUGGAAAUGCGUGAUAUUGCUGGCGCAACGAUUGGCAAGGUCGGCGAGGGGCUAAAUCCUGAGCAGCGCAAAAGGCUCACUAUCGGAGUGGAGCUCGCGGCCAAACCGGACCUGUUACUGUUCCUCGACGAACCGACAUCGGGUCUCGACUCCGGAGCCGCAUUCCAUAUCGUUCGAUUUCUCCGCAAGCUCGCCGAUGCCGGGCAAGCGGUCCUCUGCACCAUUCACCAGCCGUCGGCCGUGUUAUUCGAGCAUUUUGACGAGUUGCUGCUCCUCAAGUCUGGCGGGCGCAUCGCGUACCAUGGGCCCCUGGGUGAAGACAGCCAGGAGCUCAUCGGGUACCUGGAAUCGCACGGGGCUCCCAAGUGUCCUCCCCAUGCCAACCCGGCCGAGUACAUGCUCGAGACCAUUGGUGCGGGCGACCCGAACUACCGUGGGCCGGACUGGGGCGACGUAUGGGAACGAUCACAGCAACGGCAGGCGCGAACACACGAAAUCGAGGCGAUGAUCGCGCAGCGGCGGGAGGUCGAACCGGCAGCGAACCUCCGAGACGACCGCGAAUUCGCAACGCCGCUACGGACGCAAAUGGCGCAGGUGGUGAAGCGACCGUUCGUGGCAUACUGGCGAUCGCCGAGCUACAUCGUGGGCAAGUUCAUGCUGCACAUCCUGACGGGGUUAUUCAACACGUUCACGUUCUGGAAGCUGGGAUACUCGAGCGUCGACUACCAGAACCGGCUCUUCUCCAUCUUCAUGACGCUGACCAUCGCCCCGCCGUUGAUACAGCAGCUGCAGCCCGUGUUCCUGCACAGCCGCAACGUCUUCCAGUCGCGCGAGAACGGCGCCAAGAUCUACUCGUGGGCCGCGUGGGUGACGGGCGCCGUGGCGGCGGAGGUGCCCUACGCGAUCGCGGCGGGGGCCGUCUACUACUGCUGCUGGUGGUUCGGCGUCUUCGGAACGGCGGUGUCGUCCUUCACUUCGGGGUUCGCGUUCCUGCUCGUCGUCCUGUUCGAGCUCUACUACGUCAGCUUCGGGCAGGCCAUCGCGGCGCUGGCGCCCAACCAGCUGCUGGCGUCGCUGCUGGUGCCUGUCUUCUUCCUGUUCGUGGUCAGUUUUUGCGGCGUGGUGGUCCCGCCGGCGCAGCUUCCGACGUUUUGGCGGAGCUGGAUGUAUUGGCUCUCGCCGUUCCACUACCUCCUCGAGGCGUUCCUGGCGGCGGCGAUACACGACCAGCCGGUCCGAUGCGCGCAGGACGAGCUGGCGCGGUUCGAUGCCCCCGACGGGAUGAGCUGCGAGGAGUACGUGCAGCCCUACAUCGAAGAGGUGGGGAUGGGGUACGUGCGGACGGGAGACGACGGCAUGUGUGAGUUUUGCCAGUAUGCGACGGGAGACGAGUUUGGACGCAGCUUCAGCGUGUAUUACCGGAACAUCUGGCGUGACUUUGGGGUCUUUUGCGGGUUUAUUGCGUUCAACUACGCUGUGGUCUUUUUUGCGACGUGGUUGCGGUUUCGGGGACGGAACCCGUUGAAGGGGGUUUUGGCGCGGUGGCGGGCUGGGAUGGAAUGAGUUGUCUUUGAUUAGUAGCGGCUCUUUUUUUCUCUUUUUUUUUCCUCCUUCGAGUGCAAGAAACAAGAAAACGAGCCAAAUCUAUACGCAUUAAUGUGUCUUUGCUUGGACUCUUAUGGUUGACGGAGAAUGUUGGUCUUUGUACUUGUGUGUGGUGUGAUGGAAAUGGGGGACACUCGAGGGGGGUCAGGAUUUUCAGGGGUUCAGGAGUUCAAGGGCUCAGGGGUUCACGAAUGAUGACCGUCGACCAACACAUACAAGUCCACGUGACGUGGCUACCCGCUUUUCUGUCUCGUAAACCUGUCUGGUAUUUUGACGACGACCUGAG